AUGGGCGGCCGCAACAAGAAGCAGCGCGCGGGCAGCGCGGCUCAUGCGGCCGCCGCCGCCACCGCCACCGCCCGCGCUCGCGCCGCGCAGGCCGGGGUGGCCGCGGAGCCCGGCAGCCGCACCGCCCCGCCGCGACCAGCGCCCGCCUCCAAGGAACCGCGUGUCAAACAAGGUCCAAAAACUUACAGUUUUGGUUCAACAACAGAUUCCAAUGCUGCUGCAAAUCUAGAUAAAUCUGUUCUUAAGGUAAUGAUAAAUGGUAGUUUAGAGAAGAGGAUUAUCGAUGUGAUUAAUAACCAUAAAAACCAAAAUGAGGACAAGGGAAUGAUUUCCAAAAGACUGACUGCAAAGAAACUACAGGAUGUAUACAUGGCUUUACAAAGAUUCUCUUUCAAGACUGAACACAUUGAAGAAGCAAUGAAAAAUACACUUUUAUAUGGGGGUGAUCUUCACUCUGCACUUGAUUGGCUUUGUUUAAACCUUCCCAAUGAUGCCUUGCCUGAAGGUUUUAGCCAGCAAUUUGAAGAACAGGAACAGAAACCUAGAGCAAAAUUUUGUUCUGCUGUGUCAAAGUGUGGAAUCCCACCUCACUUAGAAGAUAACAAAAAGAAAGAAAAUGGCCCUGGAACUAAGGAAACAAAUGUGAGGAAGGAGAAAGAAUUGACUAUGAAGGAAUGGAUUUUGCAAUACGCCGAGCAACAGAGUGAUGAAGAGAAGGAUGAGUCUGUGAAAGAGACAGAUGAAGAAAAAUUUGACCCAAAUGAGAGGUAUAUACAUCUGUCUGCCAAGCUUUCAGAAGCAAAAGAACAAGCAAGCAUCUCCAAGCAAGACAAAGACAAGCAAGGCCAGAAGGCAGCACAAGAAAAAAUAAGAAGAAUUCAGCAAGAAAUGGCAGCACUUGAGGAACAUCCAGUAUUUAAUCCAGCUAUAAAGAUUUCAAACCAACAGCAAAAUGAAAAGAAAAAAACUCCCUCAUCUCAACCUCAGGAGACCACUUUGAACUUGAGUUUGCUUGAAAAACCUGAUGGUGCUGCAAAGGAAGACAAAGUGAAAAAGAGAGAUCCACUAGAUAUAAGAAAUUUUGAUUAUAGUGCUCGAAGCUGGACUGGUAAAUCUCCAAAACAGUUUUUGAUUGACUGGUGCAGAAAGAAUUUUCCAAAGAGCCCAAAUCCUUCUUUUGAAAAAAUUCCUGUUGGAAAAUAUUGGAAAUGUAGGGUCAGGAUUAUCAAGUCAUCAGAUGAUGUAAUGGCAAUGUGUCCUACAAUCGUAACAGAAGAUAGUAUGCAAGCACAACAUCUAGCUGCUACUUUGGCACUCUACCAUUUAACCAAAGGACAGUCAGUUCAUCAGUUGCUGCCUCCUACCUACCGAGAUGUCUGGCUAGAAUGGAGGGAUAUUGAAAAGAAAAAGGAAGAGGAAAGCAAGAUAGAAACCAACAAACCGCGUGAUACCUUUAUUGCUAAAUUGUUAAACAAACUGAAACAGCAGCAGCAGCUACAGUCUGAAAACGAGCCAAGACUAUCUGAGGGUCCUGAAGAUUCCUGGGAAAACUUGGUUCCUGAUGAGGACUUCAGCAGUCUCUCCCUUGAGACCUCAGAUGCAGAUAAUUUGGAACCUUCAAGGAAUUUGUUUAGGAAGCUGCAGAGUUCCUCUAGAUACCAGAGGCUUCUGAAAGAGAGGCAGGAGUUACCUGUGUUUAAGCACAGAUACUCAAUUGUAGAAACUCUUAAAAAACAUCGAGUAGUUGUUGUCGCUGGUGAAACAGGCAGUGGGAAGAGUACCCAGGUGCCCCAUUUCUUAUUGGAAGACCUGUUGCUAGAUGAAGGAUCAAAAAAAUGUAACAUUGUUUGCACACAACCCCGAAGAAUCUCAGCAGUGAGUCUGGCAACAAGAGUUUGUGAAGAGCUAGGCUGUGAAUCAGGACCAGGAGGAAAAAACUCCCUAUGUGGAUAUCAAAUUCGUAUGGAAUCAAGAACAGGAGAAGCCACCAGACUGCUGUACUGUACAACAGGUGUCCUGCUUCGGAAACUUCAAGAAGAUGGUCUCCUGUCAAGUAUAUCUCAUAUUAUUGUUGAUGAGGUACACGAAAGAAGUGUCCAGUCUGAUUUCUUGCUAGUUAUUCUGAGAGAGAUCUUGCAUAAACGCUCAGACCUGCACCUGAUUUUAAUGAGUGCCACUGUAGACAGUGAGAAGUUUUCCAGCUAUUUCUCACACUGUCCCAUUUUAAGGAUCUCGGGGAGAAGCUACCCAGUUGAGAUUUUCCAUGUUGAAGAUGUAAUUGAAGCAACUGGCUAUGUUCUGGAGAAGGACUCUGAAUAUUGUCAGAAGUUCUUGGAGGAGGAGGAGGAAGUAACAAUAAAUUUUACGGGUAAAGGAGGAAGCACUACAAAGCACCAGGAGUAUAUCCCAAUCCAGUCCGGAUCUGGUAUCAAUUUGACUACUUACUAUGCGAAGUAUAGCAAUCGUACACAGCAGGCUAUCUUAUAUAUGAACCCUUACAAGAUCAACCUUGAACUUAUUUUGGAGUUGCUUGCAUACUUAGAUAGAAGUCCCCAGUUCAAGAAUAUUGAAGGUGCUGUGCUGAUCUUUUUACCAGGCCUUGCUCAUAUCCAGCAGCUGUAUGAUCUCAUUUCAACUGACAGAAGAUUUAACUUGCACGACAGGCACAGAUUGAUAGCUUUGCAUUCUGUUCUUUCAACACAAGAUCAAGCAGCUGCAUUUACAAUACCUCCUCUUGGUAUUAGAAAGAUUGUUUUGGCAACCAAUAUAGCAGAGACAGGUAUCACAAUACCAGAUGUUGUCUUUGUAAUUGAUACUGGGAGAACAAAAGAAAAUAGGUAUCAUGAAAGCAGUCAGAUGAGUUCCCUGGAAGAGACCUUUGUUAGCAAAGCUAGUGCUCUGCAGCGACAAGGAAGAGCUGGCCGUGUUAGGGAUGGAUUCUGCUUCCGAAUGUACACGAGAGACAGGUUUGAAAGCUUCAUGGAAUAUUCUGUUCCAGAAAUACUGCGUGUGCCUUUGGAGGAAUUAUGCCUUCAUAUUAUGAAAUGCAAUCUUGGCUCUCCUGAAGAUUUUCUUUCUAGAGCAUUAGAUCCCCCACAGCAGCAAGUAAUUGGUAAUGCAAUGAAUCUUUUGAGGAAGAUUGGCGCUUGUCAGUUAAACGAGCCCAAGUUGACUCCGUUGGGCCAGCACCUUGCAGCCCUUCCUGUUAAUGUAAAGAUUGGCAAAAUGCUUAUAUUUGGCGCUAUAUUUGGCUGUUUGGAUCCUGUGGCAACUUUGGCUGCUGUUAUGACAGAAAAAUCCCCAUUUACUACACCUAUUGGUCGAAAAGAUGAAGCAGAUCUUGCAAAAUCAUCUCUCACUAUGGCGGUUUCAGACCAUAUAACAAUCUACAAUGCUUAUCUGGGGUGGAAAAGGGCCCGACAAGAAGGGGGAUAUCGUGCUGAAAUGACUUAUUGCAGAAGGAAUUUCCUUAAUAGGACUUCACUGUUAACUCUGGAGGAUGUGAAGCAAGAACUCAUAAGGGUGGUCAGAGCAGCAGGGUUUACAGCACCUUCAACACAAUGUGGAGGGGAUGGAAGUGGAGCGACACAGUCCCUGUCUCUCAGUGAAAUAGCUCUUCUUAAAGCUGUGUUGACUGCAGGGCUGUAUGACAACGUAGGAAAAAUACUAUAUGCAAAGUCUGUGGAUAUUACAGAGAAGCUGGCUUGCACAGUAGAAACUGCUCAGGGUAAAGCUCAAGUUCAUCCCUCUUCUGUAAAUCGAGACUUGCAGACUUAUGGAUGGCUGCUUUACCAGGAGAAGGUGAGGUAUGCCAAGGUGUAUUUGAGAGAAACUACUUUAAUAUCCCCCUUUCCCAUUUUGCUUUUUGGUGGGGAUAUAGAAGUCCAGCAUCGCGAGCGUCUCCUGACAGUUGAUGGUUGGAUCCAUUUUCAGGCUCCUGUUAAGAUAGCAGUAAUUUUCAAACAGCUGAGAGUUCUCAUUGAGUCUGUUUUGAAAAAGAAGCUUGAAAAUCCCAAAAUGUCACUUGAAGAUGACAAGGUCUUAUACAUCAUCAAGGAACUGAUAAAAACAGAAAACAGUAACUGAAAUCAGAAAUCAGUAACAAAUCAGAGCUUCAGUAAUUGCAAGGGAAAUACGCAUUCCAACACUAAUUGGAAGUAUUUAAAUUCUUAGUGUGGUUGAUCUCAGCCACGAUGGGGAUAGAAUGCAUGAUUUUGCAUAGGAUCAGCCUUUCUUUUUAUCAAUUUUACGAUGAAUAUUUAAUAUGUUUAGCCUUUAAACUAUAUUUGGUGCCAUUUGUGUUGACUGUAUGAAUGAUAACUGCAAGCAGUUUUUUCAAACUUGUCGCAGACAUUUUUUCAUAGAAAUCCUUUCUUUGGGAUUUGUUCAUCUUCUGGGAAGCUGUGCCCCCAGAAGAAGAAUGUAAACAAUUGUUAUCGGCUGGUGUGGAAUGCAACAGGUGCAGCGGUGGUUGAUCUUCUGUGAGUGUUUGGAUUUGCUGACCACUCACAGGAGAGUUUGUCCUUGCUUUCUGCUGGACACAGAACUUUGUUAUUCAUUCUUUCCUAUUCUAUUCUGAGCUUAGCAGCCUCUGCAACUUCUCUCUUUAUUCCUUUUAGUAUAGUAAUAAUGUAUUAUAUAUCAUAUAUCAAUAAAUCCAGCCUUCUGAUCAU
Messenger RNA from Melospiza georgiana, 4673 nucleotides. RefSeq names its product DExH-box helicase 29 (gene DHX29). Gene Ontology annotation, cellular component: intracellular anatomical structure. Gene Ontology annotation, biological process: translational initiation. The record is from RefSeq and is a predicted model, not a curated record. NCBI's taxonomy places the organism in Eukaryota, Metazoa, Chordata, Aves, Passeriformes, Passerellidae. The transcript has 27 exons. Gene Ontology annotation, molecular function: RNA helicase activity; ATP binding; RNA binding. The coding region runs from base 1 to 4086 and encodes 1361 amino acids.